GGUCCGGGUAGGCGAGACAUGGUGGUGCAGUGAGUGUCGUGCUUGCACAUCAGUGCUUUUGUGCUUGUCCGCGUAGCCUGUUACUGAAAAUGCACGACGUGCAUGUAACUUUUUUAGCCACCAAAAUACUCAUUUCAUGCAUAUAUUUACCAGUGAGUGAGAAAAGGAAUAAAUACUUGACCAGAUAGUGUACAAACGUGUUAUUUCUUUUAUAAAUCCAUAAAUUAUUCCUCGCACCAUGCUCGCAGUCGCACAGUCGCAGCAGAUUCAAAGUACGAGCAAGGUACAUAUUAUUGAUAGGUGAAGGACUGAAGACCUCAAAUUUCGCAGGAGACAUUACAACAUGCUUGUUUGUCAUUGAGGAACAACACCUAUUCAACUUCAGCAUGUGUGAGGCAACUAGUGUUGCUGUAGGAAGCAGUACACGCACGAAGGUACGCCUUGCCAAAAGUCACCCAACAAUGGCUACUUAAUACGAUGAAGUUCAGUCUGCCAACAGUCCAGGCAUGCCAGCGAAUGCUGAUGGAGCCGUGUUCCUGGAACGAGGCCACCGAGGGAUCGUGCCCUGUCCCUUGGUCAACUCCCGCCGAAUCCCGCCCGGUGAUGUCGAAGCUAUGUACUGGUACUAUGGACCAAAAAGCGAUGCCUCCAUGCUCAUUUCAUACAUCUUGGGAAGUGUGACUCCCCAAACCCGAAACGGGAUCCAAGAGGGUGUCUACAAUAUCGACAGUGAGUUCAAUUUUGUCAUUGAAAACGUCACCACCUUCAAUGAGGGAACCUACACCUUUGAGGUGAAACCGAAGUCAGACGUGAUGCAUGAGGGACAAGUAGAAGUACUUGAAAAAGUCUCCCCAAAUCGGCCAUAUCCUACCGUCAUCGGCUGCAAUGAAGACCAUGAUGCGGACACGUGCGAGGCGACAGUAUGGUACGAUACCACAGUUCACAAUCUGACCUGUGUCAUGGAGCAGGUCAAGCCUGCCGUGGAAUUGAAGUGGUUCUUGGGGGGGCUGACGGAACUCAAGGCCUACCUGACAGUCAGGCCUGUAGCUAUAACAGCCUACUCGGGAUCGUCGUUGAGGAACAACACCUAUUCAACUUCAGUAUCAAUCCAAGUUCCUUCGGUAGACAGUGAUGUGGAAUAUGUGUGUGAGGCAAAGGGUGUUGCAGUUGGAAGUACCGGUAGUACACGCACAAGGGUACGCCUUGCCAACAUUCGCCCUACAACGGCUACUAACAAUGAAGUUCAGUCCUCAACCAAUUCAGGAUCAACACUUGCUUUGGCCAACGAAGCAUCACCAACUGCCAACAGACCUUUUGAGAAAUGCGACGCUGUGAUUAUGCUAGGGGUCGCAUGUUCGAUUAUUGUCUUCAUUGCUUGUGUCGUCAUAGGAUAUCUACUGAAGAAACUGAAGAAACUGAAGAAAUACAAACGUAAAUGGAAAGGGAUGGAGCAAGUUCCGCUGCAGGAGCGUGGAAAUCGUGUAAAUUAAGAUAAUGAGUAAAAUUUUAACCUAAAGAUUCAAAGGAAAGUUUAAUCUUAUGAAUGCUAAAAUAUUUGGUUUUAUUAGGUAUUAUUUGAUUGGUGUCAAUAUUUUUGUCUUUGUCUGCUCUGAUGAUGCCCUAAUGUUUUAAGCCGCAUUAAUAAAUACCUAAGACAAUUUACCCAUUCC
This is a messenger RNA of Patiria miniata (bat star), 1670 nucleotides long. RefSeq lists its product as uncharacterized. The transcript is spliced from 7 exons. Bases 507 to 1490 code for a protein of 327 amino acids. NCBI's taxonomy places the organism in Eukaryota, Metazoa, Echinodermata, Asteroidea, Valvatida, Asterinidae. The record is from RefSeq and is a predicted model, not a curated record.